AUGCAGAGAUGCCAGGGAAAAAGGCCUUCCAUGAGCUCCAAAUUCGGGAAGCCAAAGCUUGCAACGCCAAAUGAUUUCUUCUUUUCGGGGCUUCGUGUUCCAGGGAAUACAUCAAACAAACUUGGGUCGAUGGAAAACUUGGGCGUUACACUUGGCGUUUCCCGCGCUCGGGUUGACUAUGUGCCAUACGGUCUCAACCUUCCCCACACCCACCCGCGUACCACAGAGAUCCUCACUGUCUUGGAGGGCACACUUUAUGUGGGCUUUGUCACCUCUAACCCUGACAACCGCCUCAUCUCCAAGGUCCUUUACAAAGGAGACGUUUUCGUCUUCCCACAAGGUCUCAUUCACUUCCAGCUCAAUGUGGGAAAAACAAACGCAGUGGCCAUUGCUUCAUUGAGUAGCCAGAACCCAGGCGUGAUCACCAUUGCAAAUGCAGUGUUUGGAUCAAAGCCAGCAAUAUCAGCUGACGUUCUCACGAAGGCCUUCCAAGUGGACAAGAAUGUGGUUAACUAUCUUCAAUCUCAGUUCUGGACUGACAACCACACCUACUAG
This is a messenger RNA of Vitis riparia (riverbank grape), 555 nucleotides long. Its product is annotated as putative germin-like protein 2-1. NCBI's taxonomy places the organism in Eukaryota, Viridiplantae, Streptophyta, Magnoliopsida, Vitales, Vitaceae. Gene Ontology annotation, cellular component: cell wall. The record is from RefSeq and is a predicted model, not a curated record. Gene Ontology annotation, molecular function: manganese ion binding. The transcript has 2 exons. Bases 1 to 555 code for a protein of 184 amino acids.